AGCUGCACCGUCGACGGCUCCUGGGUAGGCGGACUCCUGGGGCUGAAGCACGCCGCCGACGCCAUCCGGGAUGGGCAGUGCGACGCCGCGCUCGUCGUGGGCGGGAGCAUCAGCCGCUACGCCGCGACCUCGGUGCUGCUCAACCAGCUGGGGCUCGUGACCGACGAGGGGGUCACCAGGAGCUUCGAUGCAAACGGAACCGGGGCGGUGCGCAGUGACGGGGCCGUCGCCUUGUUCCUGCAGCGCGCCGACCAGGCCAAGCGAUGCUACGCCAGGGUGCUGGCCACCGAGGUCGAGUUCAUAGUGCCGCGAUGCGACCUGAACCUCACACUGCCCAGCCCAAAGGGCACCCGAGAUUUCCUACGGCGGAUUUACGAGAAGCACGCCAUCGACCCCAAGACGAUCGCCUACCUGGAAGCCGACGGCAACGGCAACCGCAUCCGGGACGCGUGCGAGCUCAACGCCAUCGACCAGGCGCUGGUCCAGGAGGCGGGGCGAGAAAGCCCCCUGCAGAUAGGCUCCGUCAAGAGCAACAUCGGCCACGUCGACUGCGUCAACGGCCUGGCUGCGAUCUGCAAGAUGGUGGUCGCCAUGGAGACGGGCGUCAUCCCGGCCACAAUCAACUUCCAGGAGCCCAACAGCGAGGCCACGGGUUUGGUAGCGGGCAGGCUCCAGGUCGUUGAAAAGAACACACCGUUGCACCUGUCCGAGGACAGCGUCCUGGCCGUCCACACCAUGGCACUCUCCUCCAUGGUGGGCCACGCUGUGCUAGGGGGCAACCCCCGCGGCCCCGGCCGCGUCCAGGACCCCGCCGACCACCUGCCGCGCCUCAUCACCUUCUCGGCCAGAAACGAGGAGGCAGCCGCAAGAGUCGUCAACAAGAUACAAUCCGCUCCAUUUCACACAAACUACUACCGCUUGCUGCAAGACGUGUUCAGCGACGACAUCAGAGGGUACACCUACCGGGGCUACGUCAUCUGCCCCUCCGUCGGGAAUGACACCCUUGUCGCGCCGCUCGAGAAGAGGCCAGUUUGGUUCGUGUAUUCGGGCAUGGGCAGUCAGUGGGCGGGCAUGGGAACGGCGCUCAUGAAGAUCCCCGUGUUCGCCGAGACCAUCGACCGCCUCCACGCCGUGCUGGAGCCACGCGGGAUGGACCUGAAGGCCAUCCUGACUGAAACGGGGCCGACAGCGUUCGACAACAUCCUCAAGUCAUUCGUGGGCAUCACCGCCUGCCAGGUCGCGCUCACCAACGUGCUCACGGCCGUGGGUGUCGUCCCGGAAGGCAUGGUGGGCCACUCCGCAGGCGAGCUGGGCUGCGCCUACGCCGACGGCUGCUUCACGGAGGAGCAGGCGAUCCUGGCCGCGUUUGCACGUGGCAAGGCCUCCAACGCGGUCCCGCUCAUCAAGGGCAAGAUGGCCGCGAUCGGACUCGGCUACCAGGAUGUGCUCCCCCGCCUGCCCCCCACCAUCGACGUGGCCUGCCACAACUCGUCCACCAGCUGCACGCUCUCCGGCCCCGCGCAGGACGUGGAAUCAUUCGUCAGGAAGCUCAGCGACGAGGGCGUGUUCGCCCGGGCUGUCAAUGUGUCCGACAUCGCGUACCAUUCGCGGUACAUCCAGCAUGCCGCACCGCACCUGCUGCAGCACCUCAAAGAGGUUAUCCCGCAGCCCAAGCCCCGUUCCUCCAGGUGGAUCACGACGUCGGUGCCCGUCGACGAGCGGGAUAGCGAGCUGGCUAAGUUCUGCUCGGCCGAGUACCAGACCAACAACCUGCUGAGCCCCGUGCUGUUCGAAGAGGCACUACAGCUCAUCCCCGAGAGGGCCGUCCUGAUCGAGGUGGCCCCUCACGGCCUGCUGCAGGCCAUCCUGAAGCGCGCGCUGCCUGACAACUACCACAUCCCUCUCACGCAGCGCUCCCAUCCUGAUCCCCUGCGACUCCUGCUCGCCGCUAUCGGCAGGAUGUCCUUCGCAUCCGUUUCCCCCAAAGUGUCUGCCCUGUAUCCUGAUGUGGACUUCCCUGUACCUCGGGGGACUCCAUCAGUGGCGCCUCUUGUGCUCUAUGACACAGAUGAAUCCACAAACAGUGAUAUGAUGCACCUAAAGGAUUACUGGCGCGAGGCGGGUGCAAGUUUGAACGUCAGGUAUCAUGUGAAAGUCAGCGGAUCACGUAUUUACCCGCUAUCGGAAGAGCUGGUUCUGAUGUAUGAAAGUGCACUCGCAAGAAAAGCCGAUGGGGAUGAGAUAAGUUUCCACGUAUCCUUACAAGAUAUCCUCGUGAAACAGUGGAUACCCAUCUCUCCCAACGACGACAGCUUUCUCGAGGCCCACUUCAUGACGGGCACGACGGAGACGCAACUCGUUUACAUCGACGAGAACGAC
Frankliniella occidentalis (western flower thrips) is the source of this 2379-nucleotide messenger RNA. RefSeq names its product fatty acid synthase-like. NCBI's taxonomy places the organism in Eukaryota, Metazoa, Arthropoda, Insecta, Thysanoptera, Thripidae. Gene Ontology annotation, biological process: fatty acid biosynthetic process. The annotation marks the transcript as partial. Gene Ontology annotation, molecular function: fatty acid synthase activity. The record is from RefSeq and is a predicted model, not a curated record. The transcript has 11 exons.